AUGGAACAUAAAUUAUUCAGUGAAUGGACUUUUUGGUUUGAUGGAUUUUCAAAUAAAUCAACUGAAACAUAUGGUUCAAACAUUGUCCCUAUUGGAAGCUUUAAAACUGCUGAAGAAUUUUGGGGAAUAUAUGAUGCUAUUCCUAAAUUAGGCACAAUGGAAAAUGGAUCAGAUGUUUCAUUAUUCAAAAAUGGAAUUAAACCAAUAUGGGAAGACACUAGUAAUGUUGGAGGUGGAAGAAUACAAAUAAUUUUGACUAAUGCUAAUAAUGAGUUAUGUCAACAAUACUGGAGAGAUACUUUAUUAAGUUUAAUUGGUGAAACUAUUCCAUCUGCUUAUUGUAUCAAUGGUGUUGCAUUUUCUGUUCGUCAACACAAUAAAAUUGCGUUAUGGCUUGACAAAUCAGGAAAAGAACAUUUAAAUGAAAUAUCAAAAAAAUUAAGAGACAUUAUUCCUAGUGAAGGGACAAUCAUAUAUUACAGUCAUGACCCUUCUGUAGAGCCUAUUGUGUGUUAA
Messenger RNA from Entamoeba histolytica HM-1:IMSS, 516 nucleotides. RefSeq names its product eukaryotic translation initiation factor 4E, putative. Lineage: Eukaryota; Evosea; Mastigamoebida; Endamoebidae. Bases 1 to 516 code for a protein of 171 amino acids. Gene Ontology annotation, cellular component: eukaryotic translation initiation factor 4F complex. Gene Ontology annotation, biological process: translational initiation. The record is from RefSeq and is a predicted model, not a curated record. Gene Ontology annotation, molecular function: translation initiation factor activity; RNA 7-methylguanosine cap binding. The transcript has 2 exons.